ACCUCUCGCGUGGAUGCCCUAUCUGUGUCAUGAGGUGGUGCUUGGCGGUUGAUGCGACCGCGCACAGGCACCGACUGCUAUACGCCAUGCACGGUGCAGUGCUGCACCAUUUCAACUCGAAAACGCCUAGUCCCUAGAUGCUCUGCACAGUUUCUGCAAAGUAAUUAAGAGGCCGAGAGCGAGCCUUGAGGCUCAUGCCCUUGUGGGCCUUCUGGCUGAGGCUAAAAUGGUUUUUGUUCAGCCUGCCUCUUCUUCCCGUCGAGCCGCAACAAACAUCAAACGCUACUGGGCAUUCUUCCGCCACUGACGGCGACGGCUCGUCGGAGAAAUUUUCUAUCAGCGAUAUGUUGGUUGGCGAUUUUGUCGGGAGGUUUCUGUUGGAACACGGAACGGAUGCGGAUCAGGGCAACGAUCUCCGCGCUGGAACACGUUGCGCCCCGUCUCUGUCUUAUGCAACACUUUACCCGCCACAGACAAAAGUGUUUUUGAACGUUUCUGGCAUCAUCAGCCACACUCGGGAGAGCUCUGCCUGUUCUCGGGGGGUGCAUCUCAAACGGCAUCGCCCGGUUCUUCGCAAGCUCCAGCCGAUCAGGUCGACGGUGCAGCGAGGCGACUGCCGAACGAAAUGCACCGCGGUCUUUGGCCGUCGGGAGAGACGAGUGCGUCUUCCAACGACAUGCGCCGUGGGUCUUGCUAUAUUUGGACUCUGGCUUAAGUUUCUGCCAGCUUCCCAGUUCUACAGUCUUCCUAUCGUAAUGUCUUUUCCUUUAACUUUCAUCGUAUUUAACACAUCCGAGGGUUCCGUCGAAAUAUUAUUAAAUCAGCAUCAUCCAACGUUCAUACCAGCAGGCUGGGUUAGCAAUGUCAUCGUGGGAACUGCAAGACGGCCAGAACGUGGUGGUCGGACGACAAAACACGGCGCCGUGUCCGAAUGGCAAUGGCACGACCAUAGGCACUGCCCAAGAAUUCACUGUCCUCUGCAACACAAGGCUGGCUGGAGAUGUUCUUGACCGCUUUGAGGCUUCGUCUUCAUGGCGUCAAGGUACCGCCAGCCGGGCGAGAGGAAGGACGAUGACUGGGAUAGGGAACUCGCCCUAAGUUGCGCCUGGAAGGGGGAGCGUGGCCGUUACCGGUGUUACUGUGAGGAAUAGUGUGGUUGCGAUUAUGACUGGGCGAC
This is a messenger RNA of Thermothelomyces thermophilus ATCC 42464, 1177 nucleotides long. RefSeq lists its product as uncharacterized. Bases 862 to 1098 code for a protein of 78 amino acids. NCBI's taxonomy places the organism in Eukaryota, Fungi, Ascomycota, Sordariomycetes, Sordariales, Chaetomiaceae. The record is from RefSeq and is a predicted model, not a curated record. The transcript has a single exon.